Messenger RNA from Branchiostoma floridae (Florida lancelet), 3049 nucleotides. RefSeq lists its product as uncharacterized. The coding region runs from base 251 to 2665 and encodes 804 amino acids. The transcript is spliced from 8 exons. Lineage: Eukaryota; Metazoa; Chordata; Leptocardii; Amphioxiformes; Branchiostomatidae. The record is from RefSeq and is a predicted model, not a curated record.
UAUACCGAAAAAUUUCACGAUAAAGUGAGCUGGCUGAUGACGUAAGAAAAUGCCCCGUGAAAGGGGCUCCCGCCAUUGUUGUUGUUUUUGUUUUGAUCGCCUCUUACCGCAUGCCGAAACCGCCACAUAAUUUCACGGGAUAAUUUCUGUUACUUUCGGGAAAUCAUCAUUUUUUGUUCUCUCAACAUUAGGCCACAUGUCGUUUUAACCUAAAAUACUUACGCUGAUUUGAAGUGUAUCUAGCGUUUACAUGCAUUGGUACACUGAGAUGUCAAUCAUCAUUCUUACAUUUCAUUUUUUUUUUAAUCCUUUUACAGACAUGGAGCGAUUGUUGCGGUCAUCUGGAAAGAGUCCUGACAAGACGAAAAUUGUCAAAAGCCAGAAGAAACGGCGUAUUGACGCAUGGACAAACAAAGAGACCAGAGCCCUUAUCCAGUUCUGCUCCCUGACCUGUGAGGGAUGUUGGGAUCCCAGAGCAUCCCAGGCCUGGCCUAUGAUGAAAUGUGCGUCUCCCUUCUGGAGAAAGGCAGUAGAGUAUGUAGAGCAGCACGGAGGAACAUCAACUCCACGAACAGAAGCAGCCGUCCGAAGUCAUGUCGGCAAGCACCUGCGCAAAAGGUUCCCUGGGGGAAGAUUGGCAGCAGAGAAAGAAUUUUGUGACCCCGUGCCUAGCUGCAGUGCUGUGCCCAGCCCAGACCCUGACCCUGCUCUGUCAACCAGCCCCAGUAGGAGUAGUAGAACUCUGCCACGCACUGCUCUUUUCAGCCCUAAUCCAUCAACAAGCCCAUCUACACCAUACAGCCAGCUUUCAGACAACCUUCUAUUCGCCAGUCCAAUCAGCAACGACAGCGGCAUUCCACCAAGCAGUUCUUCUAUCAACCCUGAUCUGUGGAUGGAUAUUUCCGAUCCUGUGCCAGGAAAAAAGGAUGUGGCGACACAGACAGGCGAAGACAACGGCAUAGGUGGACAGUCAAACCCAGUCAAGGCACACAAAUCCCAGACAGUUCAACAGUCAAACCCGAAUCAACCACUUCUCCACUCAACCCCAGUAAAAGCAAGCCAUCUCAUGGACCUGGACAUGUCAUUCACACCAUCUUCCACGUGCUCAACCCCAGUAAAGAAAAGAGACCUGUCCUACCGUCCCGGCUCUGAAUCGGAAUCUGAAUCUGAAUCUGAAUGUGAGCUUGUAGAUGAAGAAUGCCUCCUAGAAGGAAGAAGGUUUAUCGUUUUUGGUGAGCAGCUGAAAGAACUUUUCCAGAAAUGUCCUUCAUGCGGUGGUCAAACACUACUGGAUACAAAAACCAGAGGUUGUGCCGUUUCUAUCACGUACACGUGCGAAAACAACCACACUGGGACAUGGCAGUCACAACCCUAUGAUAAGGGAAGAGCUCGUGGGAACCUGCUCAUUCCAUCUGCCAUCCUCUUCACUGGCGGGUCCGUAUCGAAAUUCAUUGACUUUGCGGACUGUCUACAGCUCCAGUUUUUCAGCGAACAACACUUCCACAGCAUCCAGCGAACAUUCGCCAUUCCAGUAGUGAAUGAACAUUACCUUAGCCAGCAAAACAUGGCACUCGACUUGUGCAGGGGUGCGCCUAUAGAUAUAAUCGGGGAUGGAAGAUGCGAUAGCCCGGGCCACAACGCCAAGUAUAUGUCUUACACUCUUAUGGAGGAAACCACCGGUCUCAUCUUAGCCAUGGAACUCAUCCAGGUGACUGAAACGGGAACCUCCCAGGCCAUGGAGAAGGAAGGCCUGGAUCGAUGUCUCGCGUUCUUGACAGACCCGGAUGGAGAGGAUAUGGAGGUUCAGUGUCUCACAACAGACAGGCACAGGGGAGCUGGUGCCCUUAUGAGGAAGGUGUACAAAGAGAUCGAACAUCAAUUUGACAUCUUCCACGUCUGUAAAAAUGUGAAAAAGAAGAUUUUCGAUAAGGCCAAAGGAAGAAACUGCGCAGAACUGCUACAGUGGCUCAAAUCAAUCUGCAACCAUCUUUGGUGGGCAGUACAGACCUGUGAGGGGAAUGCAGAGCUACUGAGGGAAAAGUGGACCUCGAUCAUGAACCACACGGCCAAUGUUCACCACUGGUCAGGAAAACAGCUCUUCCACUCCUGCGAGCAUGAGGACUUGGGCAGCGAGGAGGAGAAGACGACAACAACAAAGUGGCUGGAGAUGGGAUCACCUGCUCACAAGGCACUGGGAAAGGUUGUCUACGAACGACAAUUGCUGAAAGACAUGGCGCAGAUGACAAAGUACAAGCACACCGGUGAAGUGGAGGUAUACCACAAUGUGGUCACCAAGUACGCACCAAAGAGGAUCCACUACUCAUACAACGGUAUGAAGGCCCGUGUACAGCUCUCCAUCAUUGACCACAAUGAGAACAUCGGAAGGAAACAGGCAAAGACCCUGAAAGGAGACACAAUGACACGACUGGACUGGAGCAAAAAGCAGAAGCGCUAUGCUGUAAAGAAUGUGUACGAACAGAAGGACUACAGCUUCCGGCAAAAGCUGAUGGCAGACGUCUUGGAAAGGGCACAGAAUGGAAAGAAGACUCCAAUCCCUCGGAGGCCGGAUCUGCCAAAAAACAUUGCUCCUGAACCACGACCAGACAAGGCUCAAGCCCUGGCAGCUCACAGGUCGAGGUUUCCUGACAGGGGAGGACGUACUUAGCAGACUCACACAGGACCUGGAGAGCUGCUGUGUUUUUCUGGGAAAGGUAUGCUUGUUGAGCCAGUCCUUGACUUCUGUACCAUGUUGUAUUUCAUCAUGAGAAAAGUUGGAAAGGUAUACACAUUGUACUCAGCUACAUGUUAUGCUGUGAUAUUCUGACAAAGGUAUGCCUGUUGAGCCAGUCCUUGACUUCUGUACCAUGUUGUAUUUCCUCAUGAGAAAAGUUGGAAAUGUAUACACAUUGUACUCAGCUACAUGUUAUGCUGUGUUAUUCUGACAAAGGUAUGCUUGUUGAGCCAGUCCUUGACUUCUGUACCAUGUUGUAUUUCAUCAUGAGAAAAGUUGGAAAUAUAUACACAUUGUACUCAGCUACAUGUUAUGCUG